AGACUAGGGCAUUGGAGGGCCAUGGAGCCGGACGAGGAACAGGCCGGACCGGAGGAAAUCAGUCUCCUGGACGAAGCUGUGGACAAAAGCGUCUUUAAGGAUUGCAGUCAGAUUGCUUUCUACAGGCGUCAAAAACGGUCGCAGCCUGGGAAGACCCUCUUCCGGGGGUUGUUGGACUCGGUCACCGUGGGGAAGGACUGCACCAAGUUCCCCGUCAUCAACGAGGAGACUAAGGUCCGUCUGCAGGUGGAAUGCUCUGAAGUAGAGGAAAAUGUUUUCCGGCUGAAAAUCAACGAGGAGUCUCCCCUGAAGCCGAGGUUUGAAGUCCCUGAUGUCCUCCCAAGAUCCCUGGUCACCAGAGGACUGACGGCCCAUCCCGGCAACAGAGGUCACCUCGAGCUGGCGAGCGGGGCCUGGAAGCUCUGCGUCGCGGCCGAGCCGUUCAGGAUCGAUUUGGUAACCAAGGAGGAGACGGUGCUGAGCGUAAACUCCAUGGACCGGCUGUACUUCGAGCCUCUCGAGACGCCCCCCAAACACAGGGGCCCUUCCACCAGAAGAGAGGAAGACUUAUCAACCAGCUCCUCCCAGGGGAACGAAGAGGACCUGGGCCUCUGGGAGGAGAAAUGGGGCCCAUUCGUGGACGUCAAAGCCAACGGCCCCAGCUCCGUAGGCUUGGAUUUCUCCUUGCCCGGCUUCGAGCACGUGUACGGGAUCCCGCAGCACGCCCAGAGCCUCCAGCUCCCAGACACCAGCAACGGGGAGGCGUACCGGCUCUACAACCUGGAUGUCUACGGGUACAAGAUCCAUGACAAACUGGGCAUCUACGGCUCCGUGCCGUACCUCCUGGCCCACAGCCAGACCAGGACGGUGGGCCUUUUCUGGCUGAAUGCCUCCGAGACCCUGGUGGAAAUCAACCGCCGGGCUGCCUUGGAGGUGAGCGGGGGCCCCGGGCCCAGCCCGAGCCCCGCUAAGAAGAAAGCCAAGUGCCACACGGCCGUGCGCUGGAUGUCAGAGGGCGGCAUAAUCGACGUCUUCCUGCUGAUGGGACCCACGCCUUCAGCCGUCUUCCAACAGUACGGGCGGCUCACAGGCCCGCCGGCCCUGCCUCCGCUCUUCUCCCUGGGGUACCACCAGUGUCGCUGGAAUUACGAGGAUGAGCAGGACGUAAAGGCCGUGGAUGCGGGCUUCGACGGCCACGACAUCCCGUACGACGCUCUGUGGCUGGACAUAGAACACACCGAGGGCAAGCGGUACUUCACCUGGGACCGGGAGAGGUUCCCGGACCCCGCCGGGAUGCAGGACCUGCUGAGGGGCAAGAGGCGGAAGCUGGUCAUCAUCACCGACCCCCACAUCAAGAUAGACCCCCAUUACUCACUCUACUCUCAGGCCAAAGCGAAGGGCUAUUUCGUGAAAAACAGCGCCGGGGGAGAUUUCGAAGGCAUCUGCUGGCCUGGCCCCUCCUGUUACUUGGACUUCAUAAACCCUGAGGUCCGCAAAUGGUACGCGGGCCAGUUUGCCUUCUCUACAUACAAGGGCUCCACUGACAUCCUUUUUGCGUGGAAUGACAUGAACGAACCCUCGGUCUUCCGCGGGCCGGAAUUGACCAUGCCAAAGGAUGCCCUUCACCACGGCCACCGAGAACACCGGGAGCUCCACAACAUCUACGGCCUCUACCAGCAAAUGGCGACGGCAGAGGGGCUGGUGCAGCGGUCCGGAGGGGAAGAGAGGCCCUUCGUCCUCACGCGCUCCUUCUUCGCCGGCUCCCAGAAGUACGGUGCCGUGUGGACCGGAGACAACGUCGCCGAGUGGAGUUACCUGAAAAUCUCCAUCCCCAUGUUGCUCACGCUCAGCAUCGCCGGGAUCCCGUUCUGCGGCGCUGACGUCGGCGGUUUUAUCGGGGACCCGGACCCAGAACUUCUGGUACGCUGGUACCAGGCCGCGGCCUGCCAGCCCUUCUUCCGUGGCCACGCCAACAGGGAGACCAAGAGGCGGGAGCCCUGGCUGCUGGACCCCAAGUACACCCGCCUCAUCCGGGAGACCAUCAAAGAGCGCUACACCCUCCUGCCCUACUGGUAUUCCCUGUUCUACCGGGCAUGGAAGACUUCACUGCCCAUCAUGAGGCCUCUGUGGGUGGAAUUCCCCACGGAACUGGAGACGUUCGGGAUGGAAGAAGAGUACAUGCUGGGGAACGCUUUGCUGGUGCAUCCGGUUACAAAGCCAGGGGCCACCUCCGUGAACGUGUUUCUGCCCGGACCGGCGGAGGUCUGGUACGAUUUCCGGACGUUCGCUCGAUGGGAUGGGGCUCACACCCUGGAGGUUCCUGUCACCCUGGAGAACAUUCCGGUGUUCCAGAGGGGUGGCACCGUGGUGCCCGCGAAGACCUCCGUGGGCCGAUCGACCGGCUGGAUGGCCCAAGUGUCCUACGAGCUGCGAGUGGCACUGGAUUCUGAGGCCUCCGCCACGGGCGAGCUCUACCUGGACGACGGACAUUCUUUCCAGUAUCUCCAGCAGAACCAGUUCCUGCAUAGAAAGUUUUCGUUCCAGUCAGGCACUCUGUCCUCCAGCUGCGAGGACGCGAAGGGGAAAUACCACACCGAGUGCGUGGUGGAGCGGAUCCUGAUCUUGGGAGUCGAAAGGAAGCCGUCCUCAGUGACCACCGGCUCCCCAGGUGGGAAAGCCCAGGAAGUGGAUUUCACAUACUGUGCCGCCACCUCCCUGCUCUCCCUGGAGAAGCUCCGGUUGGACGUGGGGGCCGACUGGGACGUCCGCGUCAGGUGAGGCGAAGAGCCACCCCUUCGGACACCAGGAUGGGAUGCUCCCGGGCUGCUCAGAGAGAGACCGUGGGCCUUUGGACACUGAGGAACCCUCUCCGCUCCGACUCCCACUGGGAUGGAGAAGCAGCGUGGUUCAGUGGAAAGAGCCCGGUC
Messenger RNA from Tachyglossus aculeatus (Australian echidna), 2927 nucleotides. It is a transcript of the gene GANC, whose product is annotated as glucosidase alpha, neutral C. NCBI's taxonomy places the organism in Eukaryota, Metazoa, Chordata, Mammalia, Monotremata, Tachyglossidae. The record is from RefSeq and is a predicted model, not a curated record. The transcript has 25 exons. Gene Ontology annotation, biological process: carbohydrate metabolic process; N-glycan processing. Bases 22 to 2778 code for a protein of 918 amino acids. Gene Ontology annotation, molecular function: carbohydrate binding; alpha-1,4-glucosidase activity.